CUACAACAACAACAACAAAAAAGGGCAAUAAAAGAGAAAAUAAAUAAAUAUUUUAAAAAGAAGGGGAAGUAGUAAAGAACAGAACUCUGUCAGGACAGAAGACCCACACAUAUACUCCCUACACAUCCUACACACACACACACACACACACACACACACACACACACACACACACACACACACAUAGGGAGAGGAAGCAAGCUAGAAAUAUAUUUGGAUUUGCGCCUCUUAGGAAUCUAAAGAAAGUAAUCAUCAACAGAUGGAGGUACAAAAGCAGCAGAAGCUAAAGAAAACUUAGUAAACUUAGUAUCUGGAAUAGCUGACAAGAUAGAAUCCCAAAAUGAGAGAGCUGUAAUCAAACAGCUAUUUUCUCUACUGAACAGAAUCAGCUCAGCUGUAUAGCACAGCUCAGCUGUAUAGCACUUUUCAGCACUAAAAAAAAAUCCAUGAGAACAGAAAACUAAGUUGUAUUACUCAGUUAUACAAUUAUAUUAAUAUAUAAUAUGUUGGUAUUAUAUAUUAAUAUAUAUAUACAGAGAGACAGAGAGAAAUGGAGAGUAGUUGUAUACUAAUCUGAAACAGAAGAAUUCUGAGAACAAAGCCAUGCAGAAAAAUCAGACAGGCAGGGGGACCCAGAAGAGACUAGCAAAGUCAGUUAAGUCAUCACAUUCCAUUAGAAACACCCAGAUGAAACCAGAUGAAAAACACUCACUCCAACAGUACUACUAAAGGAUUGUGGGAAUCACUGAAUUCUGAGACACUGCAAGAGAUUGUAUUUGAAAUAUGGCUCAGAGUGACUUCCUCUACCCAGAGAAUCCAAGAAGGCGGCAGGAAGUUAACCGCCUUCACCACCAGCUCUUUGACUGCUUAUCUGACAGCUUUCAUGCCACCAACAAGUUGAUUGAGGUUUUAAAUGUGCACUUGGGGUGCAGACUGGCCUUCAUUGAGAUGAAAAGAGAUGGGACCAUCAAACAAAACUGUGAUAUUAUAAUCCAAGCAGUGACGAAAAUCCAAAAGGAAUUGCAAAAAGUUGAUGAGGCCUUAAAAAAUAAACUAGAGCCAACCCUUUAUAGAAAACUGCAGGACAUUAAGGAAAGAGAAACAGAGAAAAUUGCAAUAGUACAAAAGGUUAUUUCAAUCAUCCUGGGAGAAGCUACUUCUGCAGCCAGUGCAGUGGCUGUUAAACUCGUGGGCUCAAAUGUCACAACUGGCAUUAUUAACAAGCUGGUCACUGUGUUAGCUCAAAUUGGAGCAUCUCUCCUUGGCAGUAUCGGAGUAGCAGUUCUUGGCCUCGGCAUAGAUAUGAUUUUCCGUGCCAUCCUGGGAGCAGUGGAGAAAACACAGCUUCAAGCAGCCAUCAAAAGUUAUGAGAAUCAUCUGGUGGAAUUCAAGUCAGCCUCAGAAAAAUAUCAUCAUGCCAUUGGUGAAGUCACCAACAUGGUGAAACACCAAAUGAAAUAAACAAUUAUCAGUGGAAUAGCUUUCUGCUUCUCUCCUAAUGAGUGUAUUUGCUUCUUUGAUUUGGCUCAUUUUCCAGAAGCUUUCAAUAUGGACAUAAAUUUGGCAAGCAACUCCAAAAGUGGAAUUUGAGAUGCUAAAACUAAGUAACCCUAGAGGUUUGUAUCAACAAUUAAUGCCUAGACCAGUGAAGAUGUAUUCCUCCUUUGAUCCACCAGAUUAACAAUAGUGUACAUGAUGUUGUGAAGUAUCAAGAUAUAGGAGUUACCUUGUUUUUUCUAAUCCCCCAGAUCUAUACAAUUCACAUUGAAUGUAGAGAAUAUUGACAUAUUUACCACUACCUUCAGAGAUCACUUAUUCUAAGAGGACAUACCUUAACUUCUACCAAGAAACAAACCCUGAACUAUCUUAAUUUUGACCAUCAGUUUAAAUACUAUCUUAAUUUUGACCAUCAAUUUAAAUUCAACUUUUUAAUAACUAAAAAGACUGAAAUACAGUUUAUAACAAUUUAUCCUAUUUAUGAAAGGCUGAAAUAGUUCUGAACCUUCUCAUUACACACCAAAAUCUGGAUGUUUUUUAAGAUCUUAAAAUUAAAAAAAAAAAAGUAAAAUAUUCUGUUUCUAUGAUUGCUAUUAAUUCUAACCAACUGUAAUUAAGUAUUUCAUGGGAGUGAACACUCUGGAACAUUUGGACUGGCGAGAUAACUUAUCUGGAUAGUACAUCUGAUUUGUCACAUGC
Erinaceus europaeus (western European hedgehog) is the source of this 2196-nucleotide messenger RNA. RefSeq names its product single-pass membrane protein with coiled-coil domains 3 (gene SMCO3). The transcript is spliced from 2 exons. The coding region runs from base 784 to 1461 and encodes 225 amino acids. The record is from RefSeq and is a predicted model, not a curated record. NCBI's taxonomy places the organism in Eukaryota, Metazoa, Chordata, Mammalia, Eulipotyphla, Erinaceidae.